CAACAGAGGCCGAAAAACGCAUCCUCUUACCAUUUUCCUCUAUGGACGACCAGGCCCAACCACCACCACCGAAUCACGAUGAUCCGACGGCCGAGAACGACGGCGAUCCUUCCUCCACCGUCCUCGAUCUCACCAGCUUCCAACUCCACGACCUCCACUCGGUCGAGUUACCGCCGAGUCUCACCGAGUUAGACCUCACCGCCAACCGCCUCUCCUCCUUGGACACUCGCAUUGGAACCCUCUCCAACCUCACCAAGCUCUCCUUCCGUCAGAACCUCAUCGACGACGCCGCCGUCCAACCGAUCUCCGCCUGGACCGCCCUCUCCGGCCUCGAGGAGUUGGUGCUGAGGGAUAAUAAGCUGAACAAAAUACCUGAUGUGAGCAUCUUCAAGAAGCUUCUGGUUUUCGACGUCUCUUUCAAUGAGAUUACAUCGUUGCAGGGGCUUUCCAAGGUCUCCAGCACCCUCAAGGAGCUCUAUGUCUCCAAAAAUGAAGUUACUAAGAUUGAGGAGAUUGAUCAUCUCCAUCAGCUUCAAAUUCUUGAGCUAGGUUCAAACCGGUUAAGGGUGAUGCAGAGUCUGGAAAAUAUGACAAAGUUAGAAGAGCUGUGGCUGGGACGGAAUCGUAUAAAGGUAGUUAAUUUAUGUGGGCUGAAAUGCAUUAAGAAGAUUAGCUUGCAAAGCAAUCGGUUAACUUCUAUGACUGGAUUUGAGGAAUGUGUUGCGCUUGAGGAACUGUACUUGAGCCAUAAUGGGAUUUCCAAAAUGGAAGGCCUCUCAACCUUGGUUAACCUGCGUGUGUUGGAUGUAUCUAAUAACAAGCUAACAUCAGUGAAUGAUAUCGAAAACCUAACAAUGUUAGAAGACCUGUGGCUUAAUGACAACCAGAUAGAGUCAAUUGAAGGCGUUGCUGAGGCUGUUGUUGGUUCCAGAGAGAAGCUGGCUACUAUCUAUCUUGAACACAAUCCAUGUGCAAAGAAUCCAAACUAUUCCGCUGCAUUGAAAAAAACCUUCCCGAACAUACAGCAGAUUGAUUCUAAUAUUUUUGCUUAAAAGUUAUGGUGACUUCAGUUUUGUCAACAUGAUUUCUAUGAAGGCACUGGAAAUCUAUAGCUGCAAUACAGGCCAAUGUCCAAGAUUCUUGCUUCAUAUGACUAAUUCGAUGGAUGGCCGGUACCAAGAGGAUAUGCUCUAUAAAGUAGUUGCUAGAGUUUAUAAUGUUGACUGAAUUUUCAUGUUAUUUAGACCACCUCCUAGUCUUUCGUUACUCCUUUUCCUUUCUGACUAAUUUUAUGAGGUGAAGUUGAGAUUUUAGAUUUUCGUGUGACUUUCUGAUUGUAUUAUCUUGCAAUUGUGAGAUCUCGAAUUUUCAACUUAUGAAUGUAUCAAAGCUUUUACUUCUUCC
Molecule: messenger RNA, 1404 nt
Organism: Rosa rugosa (rugosa rose)
Lineage: Eukaryota; Viridiplantae; Streptophyta; Magnoliopsida; Rosales; Rosaceae
Product: protein phosphatase 1 regulatory inhibitor subunit PPP1R7 homolog
Exons: 7
Coding region: 42-1052 (336 amino acids)
Cellular component (GO): cytoplasm
Molecular function (GO): protein binding
Source: RefSeq, a predicted model, not a curated record